Messenger RNA from Tuber aestivum (summer truffle), 8722 nucleotides. The record is from the annotation of a GenBank genome assembly. Lineage: Eukaryota; Fungi; Ascomycota; Pezizomycetes; Pezizales; Tuberaceae.
CUAAGUUAUUCCAUGUUUUGCCAUCUAGUGUAGAGGUAUCAAAUGGCAUUUGUGUUCCUUCACCAAGAUAAUUCUUUCUUUCCGGAGGGCAGGAGACAAGCCGCGCCUCUUGGUUGCUGCAACUUUUCAGGAUGUCUCGAACCCGGAAAGUAGAGCCUCUCCGGGGCUCUCUGAAAACCCCGAGGGAACGCAAAAACCAUAGGUAACUGCAGAAGUCUAGCAACAACUCUGGACCGAGUGUCGCAAAUACUGUAUCUGCCUUCGAAUCUUUCCUUGGGCGGACGAACCCUCGUGUAAUCCCUUCCUUUCGCGCGUAACCCCGAAAGGAAGGAAAAAAAAAAAACUUUACAUUGACUGGAUAUAGAAGAAUAUGAAAUCCCCCCUCAACAAUGAAGCGAAAGGUCCCCCACAUCAUCCUUCGGUUCAGCAAACACGUCCCCGCUGCUGCUGCUCAUACUCCCUCCGAGAGUACCAUUCCCACAAACUCUACAAGGCCUGAUACAACAGCAAACGAUAUGGCGCGACAAUCCGAUGCAGCCACGCGAACCAGCAAACGUAACGGGGGCACCACUCCCCUGAAGUCCUCCGGUGGACGCAACAAAAAGUCGAAUAACCUCGAGCCUCUAGCGCAAGUCGACAGAUUUCAGCCACCAGGCUCGCAAACCACCAAGAGAAAACGUGUCAAUGAUUUAAGUGUUGGCGGGGGAAAAGGGGAACUGCCAAUUCCUCUGAAGAGAGCCCGGAGGUCUGCGGCUCCCGAGCAGCAUGCAGGUCAAGCUUUCUCACAGGAUGAGAAGGGCAAAAGGGAUGAGGAUAAACGGGUCCUCAGAAGUCAAGAUUCAAAACUUGCUGAGUAUGCUGAAUGGUUGGAACCGGAAGAUAGAGGUGUGAUAUGCUGUUCUUUUUUUUUCUUCUUCUUCCCCAACAUUUCCCCCUACCGUCUAGUAUAUCAUACGGAGCUCUUGAUGUCUCGAGACUUCUCGUGCCAUAUGGCUCGAUUGAAUGCAAAACUGAUUGGGAAACUACUUUCUAGAUGCUAUUGACUGGGGCGCACCAAUCACACUUAUUGAAGGCGACAUCCCGGCGAUUACCUUCAAUGGCGACGUCAUUGCUGGGGGCUCGGAAAACCGCACUGUUGGCGAUGUUCAUCGACCGAGUGAGGGUGCUGGUGAUGCAAAUGUCACGGGUCCUUUUCAUUCUCCAGAGACGUCUGUCAACAACCUCACAUAUCCGAACCGUAUUGCACCCGUUGUAGCGAUUGAGGUUUCGCCCCAUACUGCGCCCAUUGUGACAAUCGACCUUGAGGCCGAAGCCCGAGCAAGCAAGAACCGACUCCUUACGAAGUACACGUAUGAUCCACUUUCGGCUGAUCGGUACCUUAAACCGCAUCAAGGGAAAGUCAGGGAGGAGAAGCGUCAGCGCAAUCUUGAACGCGAGAGGGUGGUAUUUCAGAAGGCCCAGUACGAGAAGAAGUUGACGAAUCUUAAAUCCGAGGACUGGAUGAAGAUGUUUGGUCUUGCUGGAUUAGUGGCAUCUGUCAAUGAUGUCGACAAGAAGGCGCUCGAAAGGAGGAGAGCGACGAUGAUCAAAGACCUCGAGGCGAUGUUGAUAAGAUACAACGCCUGUAAGGAGGAGGAGAGAAGACGGCGGGUAGCCAAAGGUGGAAGGGCUAGUGCGAGCCCUGUAAACAGCAUGGACGUGGAGAUGCGGAAGAGUUCUACCGAAGACUACGAAGUUCCUCUCGAUGAUGAUGAAGAUGACGAUGACGAACAAGGCGUUGAAACAAGCGCUGGGUGGGCCGCGGGCGAUGAAGUAGACCAUCAACCUAACACUGUCAAAGAGCGUCGACAGAAACCCAAACAAUCAAAACCAAAGAAGACGCCCGCCGUCGUUCCUGAACCCGGACCCGAGCCAAAACCUUUCACCUCAUUCUACAAUAACACACAUGACCGAAAAGCCGCCGUGAGUGGUCGGAGGAGGACUGGACGAAACCUAUCAGCGUUUGGUCAACCUCUGCCAGAACCUGAACCCCAGGAGUUUGAGCUGCCAGAUGAUAUUCUUAAUGCCGCUGCAAGGCACACAAGAGCUCGCAGAAGGGUUUCACGAUAGCUUGAGCGCCAAACCCCAGGUGCACCCUCGUGCUGUUCUAUGUAUCAUAUAAGGUUUCCUUCUGUCCGCCGCAACGUGGUUUCGUGAUGGUGCCUCUAGCGAUUGGCGUACCGUCCUGGUCUUCUUUUCCUCUUUUUUUUUGUAGCUUCCGAUGUAUCCUUUUCCCUGGUUUCGUUCCUAUUUUUCCCAAAAGAUACACGGAUUUUCAUUUCCUUUCUUCGACGGUUCUGUUUCUUUUGCGCAGGAAGCUUGGGUUCCCUUCCAUCUUUCCAUCUUUUUACUUUUACUUUUGCGUUUUACUUUCUCUUCUUUUAUCCGCCCCUUCUGGGUAGCACUUGGGUUGACGAGAAUCGACGCUUUUUGCAUUGCGAGGGUUUGUAUUUUUGUACUUGUACUCUUUUAAGUGGCAUAUGUAUGUACUCUGCUUGCCACUUGCGUCGCUGAGGAAGGGGGCCUUCAUACAUGGCUAGUACGAGUAAUUCACAAUUUUUGUUGCCUAGUUUAAGGAAAUAGGUAGCAGUAAUUUUUUAGAGCCGUGACUGAUUCGAGAAUCGGUCAUGCAACUGGAAAGGUUAUGACAAUUUUGAGAAAAAACGGUUUUUCUAUUGCGACUGCGGAAAGAUGUGUCCAAGUGCAUUUUCAGGGUGAGGGAAGGUCUACGGGCACGGGUGCUCGUGCCGGCAUGUAGACUUGGUUGUCUAUAUCGUGAAUAUGCCUAUUGUGGAUCCGCGAAUGAAUCGAAUCUCCCUUUGCAGUGGUUCUUGCUUCCCGCCAUCAAUUUUCCAAUGCUGCAGACCGGAUCUCUGGUGGUACUGCUGGCUUACAGUAAGGUGCGAGUAACUGUUGCUUAAGUUCUUCCAUGACCUGUGUGAGCCUUGUAUCAUUGCCAAGAACGUCUAAACCAGAUAUAGUUAGUAUGCAAGCGUUAACCGACUUCACACCUUUCAGUAUUGAUGGCCGCCGCUGACUUCUCGAAUGACGCUCUCUGACUGAGCUAUACCAACAUCGCCCUCCCUGAAGGAGUACAGCUAAUCGACGAGGCGCCUCCGAAGACCCGAUCAUCACUCGACCCGACUCAAAAGUCCCCUCCCGUGCAUCCAUCACGGCGUCCAUUACUGCAUUCCCCUUCGCCGCUGUCUCCCGCUGCUCCAUCUCCCUCGUUUGACCUUACCGCGUCGGCUCAAACAUCGUCAACACAAACUCGACCUUUUGCCAGCCUUUCGUGGUUCCCUUCGACCGCGUUAGCUCCUGUGGGUUAGGAAGCGUUCGGUAUCGCGGGCGACACAGCUGCUUGACGUGCGCGAGGGAGGCUCCACCGUGGAGCUGGUUGGAGCCAACUUUCGAUAAGUUUGGGGGGCAAGUUCAAGUCAGUGGGGGGAAUUUGGGACCACGAGGCUGGGGAAAAGUAGUAGGAGGGUUCAUACGGGAUUUCUUUUUUGUCGAGGUGCGCCCUCCACCAUCGAGCUUACCGGAACGCUUAAGAGGAGGACGAAUAAGUGGCGAGAGUAGGGUCGGGGGAGAGGUUUUUUUCUUUCUUUUUUACUGCACCAGAAGCCUACACUACAAUUAUAAUAUAGACAUUCUAUAUUUUUUUUUUUCCGGAGAGGAGGAUCUGCAUAGGAUGCAAGCCCUGGGCGUCAGGGCUUAGGAGGAAUCGAAAAAAAAGUCAUCACCUUUUCCCUUGCUUGUUUCCUUCUCUCCUCCAACCCAACCAACAGUCUGCCCCACAACCAACCGUUCGAUAACUCAGAAAACCAGUCUUCAGGGUCAGUACCAUAAUUGCCUCCAGACCUAGCGCCAGGAUGCCCUCCGCCACGGAGCCCAGCGCCGCUGGGCACCCACAAAACCUGGGUUCGCAGUCAACCCAGGCACCACCCCCACCACCCCCACCGGUUUUCUAUAGCCGGGGAUUUAACAUAUAAGUUCCUCCAACCAAUAACCCAAGGCAUCGCGAUGGAGAAGCUGACAGUUCCCUGCACAGGCCACCAGAAGGUUGCGUUAGAUGUUAACAUGGCAAGCAAGACGUUGAAGGUACGGAAAUGCGCUUUGAGAAAAAAAAAACCCCCCCCCUCCCGACACUAAACAUUUGUGCUGACUGUUAUACAAGGGAUGGUCUGAAAUUACGGUUAACCCAACAGAUGCUUCAUUGCGGCAAUUUAGAUUGAACUGCAGGCAGUGCAGUGAGUGUUUCCGUGGUGCUUCGGCCUUCUGCAAGGUAACUAACGUUCUGGUGCGAUUUUGUAGGGAUUACCAGAUGCUAUGUCAAUGGAAGAGCAACGGCUACACAACAUACUGAUCCAUACCAGAAUUUCAAGAUGCAUGAGGCUUCCACCGUGCACCAAUAUCAUCAGUAUCGGAAGAAGCUGGAUACAGUGCUACACGACCCUCCUGAGCAUGAACUUGUAAUCAACCUACCUUCCAGAGUUAAGAUCGAGCCCGUGGUAAGUUCAAUUCUGUCAAGCUUUCUUUCUCUUUUCUUCUCUGGAUUUCCGGAAAGCCUCCGGUUCGAAUGCUUACAAGUUUGCUCUUGGAAAGGAAUAUUUCACCCCGGGCGUGCAACAUUCGUCAACUCCGAAACUUCCAACAGGGCAAUCUAAGACGGACUCUCCGGAUGCUGCUGCGAGUGCGACUACUGGGAUAAUGACUUCGUCUCUGCUUACAUCCCGGACAGACAAUUCACCUAGCCCGUUCGCUCCGCUAACCAUUAGGAUUGAGUUUGUGGUUGAAAACAUCAGGGAUGGGUUCAAUUUUGUCGGCUGUGACUUGGGGGAUAUGCGAUACCCACAUGCAUAUACGACACAUUCACCUCUCCCUGGGACAGCCUGUGGCCUUUUCCCUACCCUCGAUGGUAUUCAUGAACGGUGGACAUGGGAACUUGAGAUCACAGCACCGAGGACUCUUGGGGACAUUUCGAAAGGGAGCUUGCCCGAUACUAAAGAUAGAAAGGGAGGUGCCAAUGCUAUAGUUAAUGGAACCAACGGUCUGCCCAACGGGAUUAACGGUGUUAAUGGCGAUCAUACCUCUCCUGAUGAGGAUGUUGAUGAAACGCUUGACGACGAUAGUGAUCUUGAUAUCGUUGUCAUAUGUAGCGCAAAUUUAAAGGACGAGGUCUGUUUCUAAAGCUUUAGUCCUGGUCAUGUACAAUUGCUGAUUUGGCGAAGGUUGACGGAGACAAACCUUGGAAGAAGACAUGGAAGUUCGAGCAGACAAUGGCAGUCUCUCCUCAACAUAUAGCAAUAGCUGUAGGCCCCUUCGAACGUGUCAAUCUUUCCGAAUAUCGUGAUGUGGAGGCCGAAGAAGCAAUGGGAAUUAUGAUUGUGGAUGUGAUGGGCUAUUGCCUUCCUAGCCGGGAAGCGGAACUCAGGAGUACAUGCAUGUUCAUUCCAAGAGUAUUUCCCCUCCUUCUGAUACCUAGCGGUGUCGGCCAGAGUGUUGACGAGAUACAAGGCCCUCGAUUAUAUGUUCAAGGAGUUCGGCCAAUACGUCUUCCAAUCAUUCAGCCUUUGUUUCGUUGACGAUCUUGUUUGUGAUACCACCGAGUCGGCCUCUUUGGUAAUAUGCAGUAACCGCCUCUUGUUCCCAGAGAGCCUGAUCGAUCCUAUUGAGCCGGUUACUCGGACACUUACAUACUCGCUUGCCGCGCAAUGGGCUGGAGUUCAUGUAGUUCCAAAGGAUUGGUCUGAUACAUGGGUUAUUGUUGGGAUGGCGUAUUGGAUGGCCAACUGUUUUCUGAAGACCUUGAUGGGCAAUAAUUGGUACCGGUUCAACCUCAAGAAGGAUGCGGAGAAGAUCUGCGAGCUGGAUAUCGGAAGACCAUCUCUCUACGCCCAAGGAUUCCAAGUCCCGAUUGAGCCAUCCGCCCUGGACUUUAUCAAGCUUAAGGCGCCAGUGGUAUUGACUAUAUUGGAAAAGCGACUGUGGAAGGUUAGCUCUUCAAUGGUAUUGCACCGCGUGGUUAGAAAAACCUUUCUUGGAGCAAUUGCAGGCGAUUUGAAGAAUGGCUUAAUGAGCACUCAACAUUUCACCCGAUUAUGUGAGAAGAACAGCCACACCAAACUCGAAUCCUUCUUUCAGCAGUGGGUAUACGGUUCUGGUUAUCCACGAUUUGAGGUCUCCCAGCGCUUUAAUAAGAAGAGGAUGAUUGUAGAAAUGGGCAUUCGGCAAGUGCAAUCGUCGGAGACCCCGGCCGCACGGGUGACGUCUGAAAACUUUAUGCAGGACGCGAUGAAUCACGAGCGCCAUGUUGUUGUCGGCCCUACAAGGCCCGUCUAUACUGGGCCAAUGACUAUUCGGAUUCAUGAGGCGGAUGGAACCCCAUAUGAGCACGUUGUUGACAUCAAAGAGGGUUAUACAAAGCUUGAUAUACCGUACAACACUAAGUACAAGCGAUUAAAACGAUCCAGGCGACAGAAAGAGAGGGCUGCUGCUGGAGCUGGUGUGGACGUUAGCAUUGAUGCGCAUAAUGAUGAUGUUUUGCUCUACUGUCUCGGUGAUGUCCUGCAGGCCGAGGAUGAGGUUGUUGAUUGGAAGAUGGAAGAUUGGUCAAAGGAGGAGGAAGACAAGAUGGCUCAAGAGUCCUUCGAGUGGAUACGCAUGGACGCGGAUUUUGAGUGGAUAUGCACUCUCAAGGUCAACCAGCCGGACUACAUGUUUCUCUCGCAGUUGCAGCAAGACAGGGAUGUCAUCGCACAGUACGAAGUAAGGAUACCUACCUCAUGACUUGAAUGCUUUAACCGAUAGUAGCUAAAUUUUCUAGGCAUUGCAAUACUUUUCUGGUGUCAAAGAGUCGGCCCUGAUUUCUUCAAUAUUUGUCAGAACCUUGAUGGAUCGAAGGUACUACUGGGCUAUACGCGUUGAGGCAGCGAUGGGGCUUGCAAAGGUUUGCUUUGCCAUCUUUUUUGGGGAAGAGUUGCUUGCUAACUGAUCCAGUGUGCCACGGCGGAGCUCAAUUGGAUAGGCCAAUUCCAUCUGACCAAGGCUUUCCAGGUGUUCUUUUGUUUUCCUGAAUCCUCGGUACCUAAAAGUAAUGAUUUCUCGGAUGCUACUGCCUACUAUGUUCAAAAAGCGAUACCCACGGCAAUUUCGCGCAUAAGAAAUGUGUCUGGUGCUUGCCCGACAUCUGCGCAGCGCUGGAUCCUGGAUGUGCUGCGUUGGAAUGAUAACAAUAAUAACAACGUAAGCUGGCGAUUGCUCAGCGAUCGCACUUAUAUUAGAAGCUAACGAGUGCUUUAAUAGUAUGACGAUUGUUUAUACAUCGCAACGUUGAUGAAAGCACUUGCUAAUACCAUCACGAUUACGAAGUUUGAUUUGAACAACGAUUUCGGGUAUGAGGAUGAGGAAGCUGUCCAGACUCAAAAGGAGUCAAUCAAUGAGAUUGAACGGUAUCUCCGCAUAGAUAAGUGGCAGUCUGUAUACCAGAAUGUCCUAUCUGAGACAGCUAUCGAGGUAACCAUUGACUAGACGCAAGCGCGCAAUGUGAGUAUGGCUGACUUUUGGGAUAGAUUUUAAAAGACUGGAUUCGGUCGGGGAUCAAAGACAAAGACCCCAAGUUCUUCCUGUCAUACACCCGUGAGGGGACAUUAGAUUCUCUCAGAGCCAAAUGUUUCGAAUGUCUGGUUGAACUCGGGGCGAUGCAUCAACCUGGGUUUGUCAAAUACAUGGCCAAAGUUAUGGGCUCCGACCCUUCGCCAUACCUACGCCAUCGACUAUGGAAAGUACUCGGAAAGGGUCUUGGCAUGAUUGCUCUCGGAAGCACCAAACCAAUGAAUAAUAAUGCCAACCCUGGCUUCGGAGAGAUGACUUUAGUUGAUGAUUCAGUUGAUAUGUCGCAUGAACGGCGGAAUGAGCUUGCCAAAGAGACGAUCGCUGGAGCAAUUAAGAACCUGAAGGAGGAGCUUACAGACAACGAGGCUUUCAAGCAAGCCCUGUGGACCGCAGCUACGUAAGUGAACGUCAAGGAAUUGCUUAGGACGAUAAUGCUAAAUUUAAACAGUUCUCCAGACAUUGGCCUCAUUGAGAUCCGCAACCUCCUCGACAUCUGCAGUCUACUAUAUGAGGCAAAAUCAUCCCUUGUGGUAAUACUCAGGCAGAAGGCGAAAACCUUCAAGUGUACCCACCUCGGGAACGUUAGUCUCCCCCCUCUUACUUAUCAUAAUUAGCCUAGGAGAUACAAGUGCCUCUUACUAACUUCGUUGUAAUAUAGUGCAAGAUAGUAAUCAAACGCGAGUAUCGGGACUGGUACGCCUCACGCUCUCAACCACCACCAUCGUCACGCCCUGCCGCUUCCUCAACCCAUCAAGAUUCCUCACACUCACAUAACUCAACCCCUCGCUCUGGCCCGAUCAAACUCAUCACAAACCCAAGAUCUCGCAACAGCUCGGGCUCUGCCAGGAGACUUAAGGCGGAGAGACAAUCCUCGGGGCCCACGCCUAGGUCCACGCCUAGGUCCACGGCAAGGUCCACGCCUAAGCAGGCGGCGGCGGCGGCGUCGUCUUCUGGUGCUUCAAAGGCUUCGUCAGCCGCGGGAGGUACAGGGGCCGGAUCGGCCCCGAGGCCGACAAAAAUCGUGUUGAAGUUGAAGAGGCCCUUGCCGCAGAAUGGUGAUGGCACAUAA